CUCUCUCUCUCUCUCUCUCUCUCUCUCUGUCUCUCCCUCCACCUUUCCUGACUCCUGCAGCUUGGCACAACUCGCUCUCUCUGAAAACAUGGCCAAGGACAUGACUCUGUUCUGGGGCUCCGGCUCUCCCCCCUGCUGGAGGGUGAUGAUCGCUCUGGAGGAGAAGAACCUGCAGGGCUACAACAGCAAACUGCUGUCCUUUGAGAAAGGCGAGCACAAGUCAAAGGAAGUCAUGGAGGUCAACCCGAGGGGUCAGCUUCCUGCCUUCAAAGAUGGAAAAGUUAUCAUCAAUGAGUCCUAUGGGAUUUGCAUGUACCUGGAGGACAAGUAUAAAAACCAGGGAAACAAGCUGAUCCCUGAAUGUCCAGAUGAGAGGGCAAUGAUGUACCAGCGCAUGUUUGAGGGCCUCACACUCUUCCAGAAACUGGCACAAUCACUCUUCUACACACGCUAUGUUCCGGAGAACGAGCGACACGACUCUGCCCUGGAGAGGAACACAAAGGAACUGAAAGAUGAGAUCGGGCGAUGGGAGGGAUACCUGAAGGGUAAUUUCCUUGCUGGAGAGCACUUUACAAUGGCUGAUGUGAUUGUUUACCCAGUCAUCGCUUUCCUCUUCCGCUUUGGAUUAUGUGAGGAGAAAUAUCCUAAACUGGCCGCUUACAAUAACACUCUGAAGGAAAGACCCAGCAUCAAAGCUUCCUGGCCCCCUACCUGGAAGGAGGGACCAGGAAUGGACACUCUGAAGAACCUCUGAGCGCCUUCUGUCCACCAUGUCCUCAUUUGUAACUACUCCUGAUGUAGAAGCUAAAGCAUCGGCUUUUUCUGCAUGAGGCCACUUUUCAAAUAUUUGUUUGUAAUUUACUCUACAGAAAAUGUUUUGUGCUGUGAACAAAAUAUUAUUAAAUAAGGUUUAAUGCCAUGUU
Molecule: messenger RNA, 923 nt
Organism: Austrofundulus limnaeus
Lineage: Eukaryota; Metazoa; Chordata; Actinopteri; Cyprinodontiformes; Rivulidae
Product: glutathione S-transferase A
Exons: 6
Coding region: 89-754 (221 amino acids)
Source: RefSeq, a predicted model, not a curated record